AGCAACUCUAAUAAUUAUUCACUUCGACGUGUCUACAAGUUGUGUUAUUUUUAUAUCAAAAUGUCUGGUGUUAAAGGCGUGGUUGAGAAAUUCUACAAUGAUUACGUAGAAAACACUCCCCGAAAACUGAAGUUGGUGGAUACCUACUUGGCAUACGUUUUCCUCACCGCCGUUAUACAAUUCGUUUAUUGUUGUUUAGUUGGCACAUUCCCUUUCAACUCUUUUUUGUCCGGCUUCAUAAGUACAAUAAGCUGUUUCGUUCUGGGUGUUUGUCUACGACUUCAGGCAAAUCCGCAAAACAAAGCCGUAUUCGUUGGAAUCUCACAGGAGCGCGGCUUUGCUGACUUCAUUUUUGCGCAUGUUAUAUUACACUUAGUAGUUAUGAAUUUUAUUGGAUGAAAUGGACUAAAAAUAUUAAAUGCAAAACGUUAAAUAUAUAUGUACAUA
Molecule: messenger RNA, 447 nt
Organism: Rhagoletis pomonella (apple maggot)
Lineage: Eukaryota; Metazoa; Arthropoda; Insecta; Diptera; Tephritidae
Product: dolichyl-diphosphooligosaccharide--protein glycosyltransferase subunit DAD1
Exons: 1
Coding region: 61-399 (112 amino acids)
Biological process (GO): protein N-linked glycosylation
Cellular component (GO): membrane; oligosaccharyltransferase complex
Source: RefSeq, a predicted model, not a curated record